Molecule: messenger RNA, 1750 nt
Organism: Truncatella angustata
Lineage: Eukaryota; Fungi; Ascomycota; Sordariomycetes; Amphisphaeriales; Sporocadaceae
Exons: 6
Coding region: 371-1504 (377 amino acids)
Molecular function (GO): FMN binding; oxidoreductase activity
Source: RefSeq, a predicted model, not a curated record
UAGCAGGGACACGGUUCCAAUCAUUUUAUCGAGAACCUUGGCAUGUAACGCUUGCCUGCAAGGUUUCAGUAUGAGAUCAUAAUUUUAUCUGAUUUUGCGUGAUUAAAAGCUUCCGGUCCGUGACAUGCUUUUAAGGUAGUAUUUUGGUUAUCUGCAGCAUCCCUACCACGCCGGAGCCAAGCCCUAUAAUCCUUGUGACAUACAUGGAUAUCAAGUCAAGCACAUGCACUGCGGUUUGCGACUUCCUAAUACGAUCAAGCAAUCAGUCCUGUUCAGCCAGGGAUUUAUAGGUUCUAUAUAAUGGCAGUCCCAUCGACCACAAUUGAGGUUUCGUUAUCGCGACCUAUUGGACACAUCAGCUUUCAGCAACAUGCUGUCACUCUUUUUCACCCUUGCGUUGCUCGGCAAGACCUUCGGAGAGCGCCCAUUCAUAAAUGAGGCCGAUACUGGGAUCGACGAUGUCUUCGGCAACACUCCUGCCGGCGAGCUGAUUCCCCUUGAUGGCAUUGUUGGUCUACCCGACUUCGACUGGGCCGCAAGGCGAGCAAUGAGUCUGGCGAAUUAUUCGUAUUAUCGUAAUGGCGCUGGUGGCGAGUGGUCUUACCGGAACAACCUCGAGAUCCACAACAAGUUCCCCUUGAGGCCAAGAGCAAUGAUUGACAUUACGAAUGUCGAGUCAACCUUGCCAACCACAAUCCUGGGCCACAACGUCUCGGCGCCCUUCUUCAUCGCCCCCUGCUCGAGGGGAGCCUAUGGGAACCCAGAAGGAGCUGAAAGAGGACUGAUUGAGGGCGCAGCAGCCAAAAACAUCUUGUACAUGGCUGCAUUUUACGCCAACUUGCAGAUGGAAGAGAUAGGAGCGCUUGCGUCGGAUAACCAGACGAUCUUCCGUCAAGUAUAUCUCAACCAGAAUGACACUGAAACUCAGGAUAUCUUUGACAAAGCCGCCGCCGCCGGCGCCAAGGCCAUUGUUUACACCGUUGAUAGCCCAGCAAACGGUGUGCGCCACCGUGCAGCUCGAUUCGGCGUUGGUUCUGCCGAUUCCAGUUACUCAUACAUCACUUGGGAUGAGUACGCGCGAUUGAAGACCAUGACAGACCUACCAAUCAUCAUCAAAGGUAUUCAGAGCGUUGAGGAUGCUCAAGAAGCCGUCGCUAGAAAUGUCGACGCCAUUUACCUCUCAAAUCAUGGCGGUCGUCAGACCGAUGGCAUACGAUCACCAUUAGAAGUUGCGCUGGACAUACGUCAACAAGCUCCUGAGGUCUUUUCACAAAUCGAGGUUUAUGCAGAUGGCGGCGUGCGCUACGGAUCCGACGUUCUCCGACUACUUUCUCUCGGAGUUCGAGCUGUCGGACUCGGCCGCCCAUUCAUGUACGCAAAUGUAUAUGGCCGCGAGGGCGUUGAGAAGGCCAUCGACCUUCUUCGACAAGAGCUAGCCUGGGACGCCGGCAACACUGGCGUCGCCGACUUAAGGAACAUCAGCGGCAAUCUUGUUCAAUGGUAGAUCUAGAGUUGUUUAGUUAUGCAUGCCUAGUUGACGCCGAGUCAAACGAUUCGAGAUUAGUAAAUAACAUUUAAUUAUCAACAUUGUAUCGCACAUAUAUCCGACUCGUGCGAAGCGUUCUUUGCCAGACGAAAGUCCAUCACGUGGACGCUGCAGACUUUCCAAAGCUUUGAUCAUCGCAAGCAGGCACGAUCACACCUGUCUUUCCACGAAAACUGUCAUGUGUGGCGUUGUCCAGAGUCAUUG